CAGUAUCUUCCAGUCCGUGUUUUACCUCUGACCCUAACGGUGUAAGGCCCGUCCGAAUACACUGCUGCAGCAUGGGACACUCACACACCCACAACUUCUGUUCCCUGUAAUAAAGACUGUCGGAACGACCCAAGGAGAUGCUGAGGAAACAUUUUGAGCACUGGAAUUAUUAGAAGUGGAAGUCAGGAAUCUCAGGAGGCGAUGGAGUUGGGCCGAUCUUAUUUCAGAAGGUCCAGAGCGCUGCUACUCACCAUGAUGAUGUUCAAAUGGGGAAUAUUCUGCACAGCGAAGGCAGACAUAUGUUUGUCUUCCCCAUGUCAGAAUGGAGGCACAUGCAUAGAAGCGGUGGGUGACUAUACAUGUUUAUGCCCAAAGGAACCACUUAUCUAUGUGGGUAAAGACUGUGAGCUACUGUAUGAUGCUUGUGCCCAUGUCAACUGUCAUAACUGCAUCAGCACUCUAGGAAUAGAUAACUACUUCUGUCCAUGUCCAGAGGGCUUUGGAGGCCCUGAAUGUACUCAUAACUUGGACAAAUGUAAGAGCAACCCAUGCACUGGAAUAAAGAACCGCUGUGUGGAUGCUGUUAAUGGAUAUUCCUGUCACUGCCCUAGCGGUUACAGUGGCGAGGACUGCCAGACUCAUGUGAUGGACUGCUCGGAUAAUCCCUGCUUUAACAAUGCAACCUGCAUACAGGUCUCACACGGCUAUGAGUGCAAGUGUGGUCGUGGCUUCCAGGGGAACUACUGCGAACAUGACAUUGACGAAUGUCUGUCUCAGCCUUGUCAGAAUGGUGCCAUCUGCCUUGAUGGUAUAGAUGUGUACCACUGUUUCUGUGUGCCUGGAUUUCAAGGUUACAACUGUGAGAUAGACAUUAAUGAAUGUGCAUCCCAGCCCUGUGAGAACAAUGGAAAGUGUAAUAAUGGGAAGGACCGUUACAUCUGUGAGUGUCUGAUAGGGUUCACAGGAGUGAACUGUGAGGUCGAGAUCAAUGAGUGUGAGGAGACUCCAUGUCAGAAUGGUGCUACAUGCCAUGACUAUGUGGGGCUAUACACAUGCGAGUGUCUACCUGGGUUUGAAGGCAUUAGCUGUGAGGUGGAUAUCAAUGAGUGUAUCAGUGUGCCAUGCCUCAACAAUGGCUCAUGUAUUGAUUUGGUGAACAGGUAUAAGUGUGACUGCAGUGGGACAGGGUUUGCUGGGCCAAUCUGUGAGGAGGAGAUUCUCGAGUGUGCGUCUGAGCCCUGUCAGCAUGGAGCCACAUGUCAUGAGGGAAUUAAUCAAUACAUCUGUCAGUGCUGGCCAGGUUAUGAGGGGAAGAACUGUGAGAUGGAUGUGGAUGAAUGUGAGGCCCAGCCUUGCGAGAAUGGUGGCAAGUGUUUCCAGCGCUCUGACCAGAGACAUUAUGGGGUCUUGGCGCAGCUGGACAUGUCUUUCAGCUAUGAUUAUGCUGCCGGGUUUCUGUGCAAAUGCUUGUCUGGCUUUAGAGGUGAAAACUGUUCAGUUAACAUAGAUGAUUGUGAAUUUGCACCAUGCCUAAAUGGCGGAAGCUGUGAGGAUCUAAUUAAUGCAUAUCAAUGUUUUUGCUCUCCGGGGUUCACAGGGUUCAUAUGUGAGGUGAACAUUGAUGAGUGCAAAAGUGCACCUUGUCAGAAUGGUGCCUUGUGUGAGGAUGUAAUUAAUGACUAUGUCUGUCACUGCCCUAUAUCUGUACCUGACCAGCUGCCUUGGGGUGGCCGUAACUGUGACAUUGCUUUGACUGGCUGUGUGGAUGAGCCCUGCAACAAUGGAGGCAUAUGUGAGCCUUUCCUACAUGGAGACAAACACCUUUUUAGGUGCAGGUGUCCUUCUGGCUUCUACGGUGACAACUGUAGCAUUCCCACCACUUUCUCAUUCUCUAAAGCAGCCUAUGUCAUGGUGGAUGUUCCUUACAAUAAGACUUAUGACAGUGAGGCAACCAGUGUUUCACUGCGGUUCAGGACAACUUUACCAGAUGUAGUGCUAUUCUUCAGGGGAAAUGCACAGCAUUUCUUCACACUGGAGAUGAUUGGUGGAAAUCUCCUUGCUACAGUAGAAUCAGGGGACUUAAAGCUGGUGGUGGAACUUCCUGGGAAUUUUAACAAUGGAUUGUGGCAUGCAGUGUCUGUUUCUGUAGAUGAGAUGCUGGUUCUGAGUUUAUUAGAUAAGAAUUACACAUAUAGUGAGAAGACACAUCACAAUCACCAUCUUUUUUUUCCUCCACAUUGUCUGGAGAAAGUCUACAUUGGUGGGGUCCCACAAGAUUAUCUGAAGAAAACAAAGACGCGGACAGGAUUUGUUGGUUGCAUGGAGGACUUUGUCAUCAGUUCUCAGCUUAUUCUGCCCCAUAAUUUCUCCCAAGAGAAUGUCAUUUACAUCCAACUGGGCUGUGAAAAGCCUGAAUGGUGCCAUCUUGAUUCAUGCUCUCAUCAAGGACAGUGUGUAGACCUUUGGACUGAAUACAAGUGUGACUGCCACAGGCCAUUUUAUGGAAACAUCUGUUCCUAUGAGUACCCUUCAUGGACAUUCAGCCAUGAGCAUAAUAGAAGCUUUGCUGCAUUUCCCAUAACUCGGAGCCACGCUGGUAACAUCAGUGUAUCAUUUUUAUUGCGAACACUGAAAACCAGUGGCCUUAUUCUCCAGUUGAAACGAGGGAAUCAGGCAUAUUUCUCAGUGUUCCUGAGGAGAGGCACAAUAAAUGUUGCUGUGUACUCUUCUAUUAGAGAGAGUUCUACAUUCAUCGCAGAUGGGGAGAAGGUACUGAUUACUAUUGAUGUCCACGGAGGAUUUUUAUACUUCAAUCACGCAGAAAUACUUUUUAGACCUGCGACUUUUCCUGAGCUUGAAGUGCAGGCAGGAGAUGUGGUAUAUCUUGGUGGACUUCCUGAAGAAGAUGAUACAAUACCUUGGGGUGGCCAUUUCAAAGGUUGCCUACAGGACGUACGUCUGGAUGACACUCAGCUCUACAUGAGCUUAAACAAAAUAAUCAAAAUACAUGAACAACCAAGCUACUUAGCAGAUAUUUCACAUAACUUGCUGGAGCACUGUGUCAGUGACGAAGUAUGUAAGGGGACACCGUGCUUGAACGGAGGAGAAUGCAUGAUUAAGUGGAAUGACUUCAUCUGUUUCUGUCCACUAAACUACACUGGAAAGACAUGUGACAUUCAAGUGUGGUGUGCCAGCAAUCCAUGUGUUAUGGGUAGCCAGUGUGUGGACCUGCCUGAUGGAUAUGAGUGCUUGGCCAAUGCCACAUUUGAAAACAAUGCUUUGACGUACAGUGCCAGCGGCACGUUAGCUGCUCCUGUGACAUUGGUUUCUGUGAAACUACGGACUCGUACAGAGAAUGGCACACUUCUUCGUACUUCCAAUGGCCUAGAGUUUUUUUACAUGGGCCUCCUGAAUUCCUUCAUACUGGUCAAGAUCCGUAAUAGCAAAACCCAGGAGGUGCUGGCUUUCUACAGUGAGGUGGAGGUUUCAGAUGGAGAAUGGCACCAUGUGGAGCUCAGGAAGACAGGUUCACACUAUGCUUUGUCUCUUUGGAACCUCACUGUCGAUGGGCAAGUGGCAGGUUUGAGCCAAGCAUUUGGUGACAACUUUGAUUUCUUUAACCAUUCUACCGUGUGGUUGGCGGAGAAUUUCACCGGCUGUCUUGGUGAAGUCAGGAUAGGGGGAGUGUAUCUGCCACUGGUGGGGGGCAUUCAUGAAGAAGCACCUCAGUUUUCACAAUUUAUCCAUUAUGGCAGCACAAAGGAGCCACUAAUUGGGUGUAGUGGUGCACCCUUGUGUCUCCUGCAUCCUUGUUUGAAUAACGGCUCAUGCCAAGAUCUCUUUAAUCACUAUAGCUGUGACUGUGCCCCAGGCUGGCAGGGUGAAAACUGCCAGGAUGAUGUCAAUGAGUGCAUCUCUGGGCCUUGUGUCCAUGGGACCUGCAGGAACCUUCCUGGGGAAUACCUGUGCCAGUGUGCCCAGGGCUACAGGGGAAGGAACUGUGAUGAGGAUGUGGAUGAGUGCCAAGUGCUGCGUUGUGAGAACACAGGGUCCUGUGUGAACACUGUGGGUGGAUACACUUGCAUCUGUCCACCAGCACACAGUGGUCCACUCUGCCAAUGGAGCUUCCCUCCACUUCAGUGUGGAGUAGAUGUGCAGUGUACUAAUGGAGGAGUCUGUAUGGAUGGACCCUGGGGGGCCAACUGUACCUGCAAUCUUGGAUACGCAGGAGAGAGAUGUGAAAUGGACAUAGAUGAGUGUGAGUCCAACCCUUGUCUCAAUGGAGCCACCUGCAUAGAUCAGCAGAAUCAAUACCUUUGUGAGUGCUUGCCAGGUUUCAGUGGAGAUAACUGCGAGGCUCCUAGGCAGCAGAAGAAGGAGAGCAUCCCCUGGCUUGUAGUGGCAAUCCCACUGAUAUGUUUGGCUGCUUUGCUGGUCGUGGCAGGUUUGGGUUGCAUGAUGCUCACUGCACGUAGGAAACGGCAAUCUGAAGGCACCUACAGCCCCAGCCAACAAGAGGUGGCAGGAGCUCGUCUCGAGAUGGGCAGCGUACUUAAAGUGCCUCCUGAGGAAAGGCUGAUUUAACCUUUAACUUUAAUUAUAACAAAAAUGUACUUAAAGGAUUAACCUAAUAUGUAGUUCCCUUGAUGCCAAGCAGUAUUUGAAAUCACUGUGAUCAUCACUAGGCCUUGUGACAAAAAACACCUAGGGGGUGUGUCAAUAUAUGAGGUAAAAUAGCACAAGCACUCUGAGUAAGUAACUGAAAUCCUAAGACUUUUUUAAUAUUCAUACUGUGUGGCAUAGUUGCUAAAACAUUUUACCAAAAUUUUACCUAUAACUACAAAAAGAAUGCAGUUUCAAGACUCAUUGAUGCGUGAUAUGCAUAUAUUUUGUAAAAUAAUUGUAACUCCUCCUUUUUGUGCAUUUGAUUUGCAUUUUUAAAGAUUUUUUCAGGUAUAUAAAAUAUAGAUUAUGUGUUCAAAUUUUUGUAUUUUUUUUCAUUUAACUCAAAAUCUCAAUGCAGAAUGUAUUUUUAUAUUAUUCAUUUGGUGAAAGCCAGCUACAGCAUUCCACUGCCACAUCGUUUCUUUGCUUUAAUCCACACUGUAAUAUCUGUGAAUAGUGGUUUACAUUGUACUCAUAUCCUGAACAGCAUAUACUAGCUAACAUUACAUAAAUUUUUUUUUAUUAUUUAGUAUUUUUUAGAAUUAUUUAAUAGUAUAGUUUCUUUUCUCACCACCUUAGUCUAAAGACACUGUAAAUAUUGGGUUUUUUUAAACACUGGACUAUUUUUUUCUAUUUAUAAUGUCACAUUCACUGGAAAUCUUUCGGAAAUACACAAUCUAUAAUGAAAAUGUGAUUAUUGUGCCUGUAUAUUUUGAUUGUUAUUAUCUUUCUUGUUUAGUAUGCAAUGGACAUUACAGUGGAUAUGUAAAUUAUAUCUAUUAAUCUA
Molecule: messenger RNA, 5452 nt
Organism: Pangasianodon hypophthalmus (striped catfish)
Lineage: Eukaryota; Metazoa; Chordata; Actinopteri; Siluriformes; Pangasiidae
Gene: crb2b
Product: crumbs cell polarity complex component 2b
Exons: 13
Coding region: 202-4584 (1460 amino acids)
Biological process (GO): heterophilic cell-cell adhesion; establishment or maintenance of epithelial cell apical/basal polarity
Cellular component (GO): protein-containing complex; plasma membrane
Molecular function (GO): calcium ion binding
Source: RefSeq, a predicted model, not a curated record